Molecule: messenger RNA, 1496 nt
Organism: Mangifera indica (mango)
Lineage: Eukaryota; Viridiplantae; Streptophyta; Magnoliopsida; Sapindales; Anacardiaceae
Product: phosphoglycerate mutase-like protein AT74H
Exons: 5
Coding region: 133-1146 (337 amino acids)
Molecular function (GO): phosphatase activity
Source: RefSeq, a predicted model, not a curated record
UGGAGAUGAUUUCCUGAGGCUCACAGGUUUCCCAGAGCUCCAAAAUUUGCCAAAGUGUCAUGAAUCUACAAGCCUGGAGCUUUCAAAAGUUAAUAAAUAGUACCAAACUUAACCUGUUUCGCUUCCUUAACAAUGGCCAUCACUUUUUUCACAUUUUCCCCGGCUCCAUCUAAGCCUUUUCUUCCAUCAAAGCCAUGUAGUUUCAACUCAAUCCAAUGUUGUGAGACCAGUUCUACAGCUGAAACAGUUAAACUUUCUCAAAAUGGGCAUGUCAGUUUUCUGGAGAAAACUCUUUACAGGCCUCCGACUCCGACUAGUACUCCUCCUCCUCGGCCUCACCGGAUAAUCCUAGUAAGACAUGGAGAGAGCGAAGGAAAUGUCGAUGAAAGUGCUUAUACCAGAAUUCCUGAUCCAAAGAUUGCACUCACAGAGAAAGGCAAGGCUCAGGCUCAAGAAUGUGGAAGAAAAAUCAGGGAGUUGAUUGAGAAAGAUGGAGCCGAUGACUGGAAGGUUUAUUUCUAUGUGUCUCCAUAUAGAAGGACCCUGGAAACAUUACAGUACUUGGGCCGUGCAUUUGACCGCUCAAGAAUUGCAGGCAUGAUUAAAGAACCUCGAAUUCGAGAGCAGGAUUUUGGAAACUUUCAGGAUAGGGAGAGAAUGCGAGUUGAGAAAACUGUUCGCCGGCUUUAUGGUCGUUUCUUUUACCGGUUUCCGAACGGCGAAUCUGCAGCUGACGUUUAUGACAGGAUCACAGGGUUUAGAGAAACACUUAAAGCGGCUAUUGAUAAUGGAAGGUUUCAACCACCUGGAGAAAGAAGUCCAAACAUGAACCUGGUAAUUGUUUCCCACGGUCUCACAUUACGUGUGUUUCUGAUGAGGUGGUACAAAUGGACAGUCGAGCAAUUUGAGGGGCUUAACAAUAUAGGCAAUGGAGAAAUGAUUGUUAUGGAGAAAGGCUUUGGAGAAAGGUACAGCUUAUUAGUACAUCACACUGAAGAAGAGCUAAGAGAGUUUGGACUGACAAAUGAAAUGUUAAUGGAUCAAGAAUGGCAAAAAUAUGCAAAGCCCGGAGAAAUAAACUAUGAUUGCCCAUUGGUGAAUUCUUUCUUCACUCACUUCGAUGAUGAAGAUGGCUGCCAAGUUUGAGGGAAGAUUUAUAAUUCGCCAAUAUAUAUAACACCAUGAAAGACAACUCCUCACCAACAUAAUUCAACGGGUAAAUAAUACAUAUCCCAGAAAGCCAUUAAAGGAAUACGGCAUCCAAUCCAAUGAAGCUAUGCUAUAAAUGCUUGAUGAUGAAGUGAAUACUAGUCCAUGAAAUGUAGAAAACUGAGUGGUGGGAUAAAAAAAUGCCGGCAUAACAAUGGCAAAUAUUCCUUUUCUCUUUCCUGUGUAAUGAGGUGAUGGAAAGAAAAAUGAAAGCCAUGAAUCAUUGAUGAUGUUAUAUUUACACAAUUAUGAAGGCAAUGGGUCGCCCACAUAGUAACUUGCAUGAA